Messenger RNA from Temnothorax curvispinosus, 4618 nucleotides. RefSeq lists its product as uncharacterized. The record is from RefSeq and is a predicted model, not a curated record. Bases 157 to 2628 code for a protein of 823 amino acids. Lineage: Eukaryota; Metazoa; Arthropoda; Insecta; Hymenoptera; Formicidae. The transcript has 5 exons.
AGGCAUCAUUGAGCCACGUUCAAGUUGAAUUACAAACACGAUCGUCGGCGAGAGGCGAAAGAUCACAAAAAUCGGUGGCGCCGGAGUGUUCCGAGGUGCGAUCGCGACGCGACGCCGGACAGACCAAUCGUGAGCGGUGAACGGAGAUCAGGACGAAUGUCACCCAGACGGACUCGCGCAGCAGCGGCGGAACAGUCUGCUGUUUCCACUAGAUCCAAGGCGCAAAGAAUAAAUAAUGUGAGCCAGGAUGUGGCUAAGUCGACUCAGAAAGUCAGGCAGUCGCAGAGGAAGGAGAAGUCUGGUAAGAGCGAUAUGGAAGCUGCUAAGCAAAGCGCCAAAAAGGAAUCGCCUGAUGCGGAGGUAACGGUCAAAAAGUCCGCAAAGAAGAAAACUUCUCGUCGGAGGCUUCAUUUGAACAAAGUGGAAACUGAAGAUGUGGACCAGAACGUGGACAAUGAGGCAAUCAGAAUCUUGAGAGACAGAUAUUGCGACAAUGUCACGACGGUGGAACUCGUCAGGCACAACUUUCUUCAGUUGAAUGCCUCAAAAGAUCUGGAUUCAGAGAAAAUACCUAAUGGAAAGUUACAACAGAAGAUCACUGCAAAAAUAUCACCCAUCAUAGUCACUCCCAAAAGCACACCUCCGAAGCUCAGUCUCACGCCUCACAGAUCUAAGAAGACGCCGAAGAAAUCCCCGAUCUCCUUAAGCUCUCCAAAGACGCAUUCAAUAGCUAUACCAAAGCUGUUUAAGAGCCCAAGAAAAUUAUCUCUCGCUGCCACUGGCGAGGAUACUGAGAAGAGUUUGGAAAAACCGGAGAGCGAUUCUCAUGCUACAAAAUCACGAAAGCGCAAGAAGGACAGUCCGAACGAUAGUUCCGGAUCUGAUGAAAGCACAGUGAUAUCACCGACAGAAAAAAAGAAGCACAAGAAGUCUGAUAUAAAUUUAAAGGCAACUGUGCGUAGAUUCUCGAAAUCUCCGAAAAUAGUACUAAAAUCUCCAAAAUCGAAGAAAUCGAAAUCGCGCAAAUUGAAGUUGUUAACUCCAUCCCGGGUGAAAAAGAGCCCGUUAAAAACGUCUCCUAGUAGCCCUGGUACUUCGUCAAAUCUUAAUACCAGCUCGCCCAGAAUUCGUAUAAAAAAGUCUCCGUUAUCCAAGGGAAAGAAUUUAUCAUCAAUCAAACAUCGUUUAUUAAAUUCAAAGUUAACAAAUACGUUGACGCCUUCGCAAAUAAAAGAUGUGCUGGCGGAACCGAUCGUGCUGUUGAAGAAGCUAUCGCCUGAAAAUCUGAAACAAGAAAAUAUAGUUGCUAGCAAAACUCGAUCAGACACUUUUAUCAAAGUGAGAUCUCCCUCAAUCAGGGGAGCGAGCAGUUCCAAGGUAUUAACACCAAUUAAAAAAGCUUCCGUAAGUAUGUCUCCUAAGCGAAAUUCCAGCCCUAAAUUAAGGAACAGUAGUAUGGAAAAAUCACGAUCUAGUAAUACUAAUAGAGUAUCACCAAGAAUUAAAUAUAAUACGUCAAUACCUUUAAUGUCGUCCACUCCACGAGAGGGAAAAGCGACAUUAAUGGACACGAGUUUGGUAUCUGAUACUUCUAAUGCUUCUGUAAAUAACACGUCUCUCAAUACUAGAUUAAGACAUAGGAGUCAAUCUAACGUGCAUUUGUCUAACACAAUGGAUAAAAAUACUGACAUUAAAAAUGUAUCUAGACCUUCUCUAUUUGAUAAAGAAAUUAAUGAUACUAGUCAAUCUCUCCUUUCGAACGUCACGAGACGAAAUGCUACUUACGACAAGGAUAAUACGAUGGAAAAGAAGCAGGAAAGCAACAAAGACAACACCUAUGAACUGGAGCAACCGCAAACAAUAAGUUUGCGACAAAUGAUUAAGAAGCGUACCUCAACAGAGGCGAAUUUAAGCUCGAAAGAUAAUGCGAAGAAAGCUAAAGUGCGCUUUGCAAUUGGAACAUCUGGCGGAGGCAGCGCACGAAAAUCCGUUAACAAGCUGAACGGAUCGCGAUCAAGUAUUUCACAUGAUGUUAGUCCACGAAAUAGAAGCAAUAUUAUGAAUUCAUUAUCUAAAUCGAAAAAGGUUGAAACUCCAAAGCUUACUCAGAACUCGCUAUUUUCUCCUUUCAAGAGAUCAAGUCCAAGAAACCACGGAGGCACACCGAGAGCUCAAUUGAGUAGAGUUCAAGUCACACCAAAAACCUUUGCAUCAACUGAAAAGAAAUCAGAAAAAAAAUCAUCUACGAAGAAAGUACCAAAUUUCUCAAGAAUACAUGAACAGAUGUUUGCCAAAUCAGAAUCGCUCGUGGAUGCAAAGAAACGUUUGGAAGCCAGACACGGCAGACACCUAGCGUUCAAACUUGUUUCUACGAAGACAGCGGUAAAAUCGCUAAAAGCAGAUAUGGAAACGGAAGAGAAGAAAUUAUUACCAACCGACACGAGGGACGGUAUUCACAAUAGAUUUGGGUUUAAGUUGAAAAAACCAGAAGCUACGAACAUUAUGUUGAAAAAACAACCAGUUUUUUCAAGGCAAAAACAGCAACAUGAAACGCGGAUGAUGCUGAAGGGUGUACGAACAAAUCGACGAUUCGAACUGCAAAUGAAAGCUCGCAAUGUAAACUCGUAAAGAUCCAUGCUGUAUUAUAUAUAGCAUGUACCUCGAUCUUUCUUUUUGUUGAUGUAGUUUAUCGCAUAAGUUUUUCUCUCUUUUGAAAUAUGUGAAACCGUUUUUACUAAUAUAUUAACUUGAAAAUUUUGGGGAGGGAAGAAUUUCAAGAAAUACUUCGAAUAUUUUGUUUAAUUAUGUUCAUGUAAAUAUUAGGAAACGCGUGUAUCAUAUGCUGUCCUUUUUUCUAAGGGGAAUGUGUUUUCUAUACAUAUAACUGGUUUAUUACCAUAAAUGAAAAUUAGUGGAAUUAAGAAAAUUAGUGGAUAUUGCUUUAACAUGUGUUUGUACAAAUUUAUAUGUUUUCACAUAAGUCUGCUUUUAACUAUAAUUUUCUUUUCUUUUUGUUGUUUUUUAAGUAUGAACAGUAGGGAUAAAAACACUAAGAUCUUUCACAAAAGUAUAUCUCUUUAGAGAAAUUUUACAUCUCGAAAUGGAGUAAAAACCCUUCAAUUAUUAAUUUAUACACAGGGACAACAAAUGAUUUAACAGUUAAUAAAAUAAGAUAAUUCGUAAGAUAAGCAUUAUAUGAUAUUUUUAUGAGUUAUUCUUAAGUUAUAUUAAAUUACUGAUCAUUUGUAGUGUAUUAAGAUUUUAAUAAGUUAGUCGGUUUCUGAACUGACGACUAAUUUUUUAUUUAUAGAUAAUCCACAAGCAAUGUAGUUCGAUUUAUUUCUAUACUUAAUAUUUGCUGUAAACAGUAUUGCCAGAUAAGCUCGUAUCAAGAUUAUAACUAAUAAAAAUGCUAUGGCUUUCUUGGAUGAUUUGUAUAAACUGUAAAAUUACUUUUCGUAAUCUUAAAGAACGUAAAUUGGAAAUUAUUUCUAAAAGUUUCUUCGUGUAUAUAUACAUAUAUAUGUACAGGAUGUUCGAUAAAAGUUACCUAGUAAUGACAGAACCAUAGCUUUUUUUUAUUAGCCUUGAGAGUAUCUUUGACUGUAAGAUAACGCGACCAGAGAAAGCCAUCACCGAAAGAUUAUUUCGACACGGGAAGGACGUGAAGGCCAGUCGCUUUUUUUUCUUGUCGGAUAGAGGAUUGAGGUCAUUGAGGUGGAUAUUACGGCGAUCUGUCCAAUCGAUCCCUCCAUUGUAAUACAGAAAGAUUAAUCGACUCUAAAGAAUCACGGUGCAAGAGACCAGAAUAAAUUUUGAUUAAGACUCGAACUCGAUUUUACAAGCUAAUGUUUUUUUAAAUAAUGGCUCUGAGAGCAAUAUUAUUGUGAAACUUACAUGAUUUAUAUCCGAAAUGUUUCGUGUUAAGAAAAGGAAAAUUCAAAGUAAUACUAAGCUUUUCUAAGAGCUCUGGGAGCUCUGAUCGAGCAAGAUUAUCGAGCUCAUGACUAAGUUUAUAUGUCAUCAUUAAUCGAGUAGUAACAUUUGUAGUUAUAACUUUCUAAAAUGCGUGCUCAGUUAGGUACACUAAGAGAUGUUAUUUUAUCUCCAAAGAAAUCUUCAUUUUGUUAAAGAAAUACAACAUACACUUUUCACAAUUUUAUUUUAGCGUUCACACAUUUCUUUAAAACCAGAUUUAUAAGUCGACAUCUCUUCGUCAACGAGUGUAAGAGUAAUAACUGAUGUCAAUAAAACCGCAUUUAACAAGCGUUUAUGAUUACGUUUAUAUCGGCUUAUAAUCCGGUUUAAUAACUACCGUGUACUGUCGCAUCAAAAAUUUAUCUUCUUUUGAUUAAAAAUUUUGGAUUAAAUAGUAUACGGUAGUUAUUAAACUAGAUCGUAAACCGCUGUGUAAACAUAUAUAGUCCAUUAUAUAUUUUGUAUCAGUUAUAACUAUACUGAUGUUAUUAAACCCGAUUUAAUAGUGACGUGCCAACGUAGUCCAUGAUUUGUAUAUAUGUUUCACAUUAGGAAAAAGAGAAAAUUUGAUGUAAUUUGGGAGAAUAGUAGGAGGGUAAAAUAAUGUAUCAUUUCAAUAAAGUUUCUUUCUAUCUUGUCA